UUGUGAAUUGUUGGUAAAGCAGGGGAUAACUUAACCUGCUUCCUCAAUAGAUCCACUUUGGUUUGGGGAGGUGAUGUCAGCAUUGCUACACAGGAGUGGAAAAGUAUGGGAAAAUGUACAUGUAGAGGGUAGUAAACCAACUGAAUGUGGAAAAACUGAGACACAUUGUUGAAACUGGACUUAUUUUUCCAAAGAAAUCUCAGGCUGUUCAUCAUCUGUUUUCUAAAUAGAUGAACAUUUACUUGAAGUUACUUGUUUAUACAAAAGAGAGGGAAAUUUUUGAGGUGUUGUUAUUAAUAGGUUUUUCUACAAUGGUUUUACUGGUUCUGCCCACCUGAGAUUACUGAACUAAAAUGAGUUUCACACCCAUGCUCAGGAUAAAGUUCUACAACAUGAAAUAUAUCAGUAGCUCUGGAUCAUAAUAUGAACUCAGACGAAAUAGCUAUAAUUAUUGUAGAACAGCAGGCACUUCCAAAGAAAACCUUCACUCCAUGUUAUUAGGAAAAUAUUAUAUGUCAUUAAAUGAGCAGUACAGGAGAAGCUGGCGCCCCGUCAAAAGAGGCUUAUGAUCAUAAAGUAAAGGAGCUGUAAAGAUAGAAAUGGAACAAACACCCAGCCCUGUGGGUCAAACACAACUCAGACCAUCUGUUAUUUUUCCAGAAGUGUGGUGUUGUUGUAAAAUCUAUCUAUUAACGCUGUGUUUAAAGUGAAGUUGCAGAUUCUCACAUGAUGUUUUUGUUUCUAAGGCAACAAAUUUGAAAUGAGAGUGAGUCAGCAGUCACGGAUGGUUUGAGUGUUGGUAUUUUUGUCCCUUACUGGACUGGCCUGAUUUCAUUUUCUCCAGCGAGUAGAGUGGAAUGUUUAGUCGUAGUCACUAGACUUCGCCCCGGGGGAUGCAAUGGAAAUGUCUCCUCUGUGUUGAGUUGCUAGGCUUUCAGGUCUAACAGUGUGGCAUCCACAGAGGAACUCCAGUAUGGGGAAGUUUUACGGCCAAAAGUCCGCCUUUUUUUUCUCUGCUCCACCCUCUCUCUCACUGGUCGCUUUCAUUUUAUGCCCCCCUCCUUUCUCUUCACUGGUGGUUUUUCCUCAAAAUCCCCACAGCUCCGUUUAGUCAGCUUGUUCCUCUUUUGCUUUUAUCUUUCAUUUCAGGUCCGCCGAUGCAGUCGGCUUAGACUCGCUCUACAAGAUCAGGAUCAGUCAGACUGCACCUCGGAGCGGCACAGCAACAAGGAGAGCAGUAUAGCAGUUGUGCUGCCACAGAAACCCAGGGAGCUGGAAGAAGCACUCCUCACACCAACAGAAGUUGAAGUCAUUAAGGUUUAUCUUGAAGCCCGUCCAGAGACAGCCGAGAGUAUCAAGAUGCUGACGGACGAGGUAUCCCAGAUUCAGGAGGUGAGGUACUGUCUGAAGACUCUGAGAGAGCAGAUGGCAGCCAGGCAGAACACUAACAACAACAAGUUUCCAGUCAAUGGCUUCAGAGUCAACGUGCCCAACAGCCAGCGAGAUCUCAGCAAUGGAAAUGCUGUUCCCACUGAGUCAGACGCUCAAGUCGGGGAUAAUCAGGAGGAGAGCGCGAGGCUCAGGGAGGCGACCAGGCGUCUGUACACGCAGCUGAAGGAGAUGGAGAAGAGGCAUCAGGAGGAGAGGGAGAGACUGCAGGCCGAGUCGCAGGAGUAUAGCGUCCGUCUUGCUGAGCAGUCUGAGCGUCUGCAGAAGGCGGAGGAGCAGUCGGAGCAGAGGGGUCAGCAGGUGGACGAGCUGCAGAGGCUGCUGGAAAGCAUGGAGAUCGAGAGUGGCAUCCUCAAAGACAAGAUGGCGGUAGGGGAGGCAGAGCUGCUGCAGCUCAAAGCAGACAAGGAGGAAUGGGAGGAGAAAGAGCAGAGGUGUGAAGAGCUGGAGAAGGAGGUGGCCAUCCUGAAGGAAAAGAUUCAUCACCUUGAUGACAUGUUAAAGAGUCAGCAGAGGAAGGUCCGCCACAUGAUCGAACAGCUACAGAACUCCCGGACGGUCAUUCAAGAGAGAGAGAGAUUCAUCAGGGAUCUGGAGGAGAGGGUGGCUUUCCUGGAAGCUGAGAACAGAGAAAUGCAUGACCACAUGGAGUAUUUCCUGGCAGGCCAGGAGCCUCCGCCACUGACGUCCACCGAGAACAAGCCAGAGGUUGUUUACAGUAAAACACUGACUCCGUCAUCACCGACCAACAAGGCCCUCCCGUUCAUCAAAGUCAUCGAGAUCAUGUCGUGAAUGAAGUGUCAGCCAAAGGGAUGACCAGAAGUAAAAUACAGUGUAAAUAUAUAUAUAUAUUUAACCACCUGCCAGGAUGUUAACGUAGGUCUGCAGUGAUUUUAAUUAAGGCUGGCUCAGCAGUCCUCAUGGUGACAAAGCACAUUGGUCCUUUGUUAGUACCUCAUAGUUACUUUUGAGGCUGUUCUGCACCUUUACCGGCUCUGUCAGUGUCAAACAGAAUCUAAAAAAGGAAAGGAAAGGGGAAUUCAAACUAGGAUCCAGUGGUAGGAGGAAUCCUAAAAAGGAAACGAGGAGGAGGCUGUGCAAUGCAAAGAAUUUUACUGAACUUGUUACAUGACAUACGCAGACACAAAUCUGUGCAGUAUGUACUUUGUCAGCAAGUCUUGACGAUGCAGCAGCAGGAGGAAGAGUUCAGUUAAGUUCUCUGCGUUGUAAAGUUUUCCACCUCUACUUCUUGCCCAUGCAGAAAGGAGAUGUGUGAACAGGUCAGUGUUAAAGGUGGAUCAAGAAUAAAAACAGCUGUUAGUAUUGUAUUUGUCCCUUAUAUAUAUUUGGACAAAUGUACAAGUAAUCACACUGUGUUGAGUGUUUUCAGCACGUUUUCAUCUUAUAGCAGUGAUACUCAAGUAGCUUUGCCUGGGGGCCACUUUUGCAAAGUGACAGGGCGCCAGGAGCCAGUUAAUAAACAAACAUUUAAAAUUAAUAUAAAAAUGAUUAGCCCAGACCUCUGUCAGUAGGUGCGGGUGAUCCUCCCCUUAUUUUUUUUGUAUAAACAAGCCCUACGUUGAUGCUUUUCUGUACACUUUGGCACCUUAUUUACAUUCAGCGUGCAAAAAAAAAAAUUCAGUAUAAAUUAGAAAAUCUUAUACCACGGGCCGUAACUUGAGUAUCACUGUCCAACAGCCUAUUGACCACAUUGCCAAUGGCAGGCCUGUAGCUGGCAAUGUCAAUAUUUAAAUAUGAUUUAUGUUUAACUUAAAUGUAGUUCUCUGACAGAGUGGGUCACAUAUUUUAUAGAAUUUUGACCUUUUUAGUUAUGCUGGAAAAUACUCAUUAGAUGCUACUUGUAGAGAUAUUGGCUAGUUAACUAACAUUUUAAUUAUUAUCUAUGCUGCCAAGUGCUGUCUCAACACCCUCACUACAUAUCCUGUUCUGUGCUAAAAGGUUUCAUAUUUAAUAACAACUCUGAUUUAACUGUUAAACUUACUGAAAUAACUAUGCAUUGUUUGUAUGCUAUUUUUUCCAUCUCUGUAAAAUACUUUCUGUUGCAAUCCAGGAUGUACAGUUUUAUAAACUGAGUAUACAUUUACUGUGAACACUGUAGAUAGAUAAGUUAUAGUUGAGUCUGUUAUUUUGUUGUAGACUGUCACAUCAUGUUUCAUAAAAUGAAAUACCUGGUUUAUCUGAGUCAUUUGUUGUAUCUGUAGUUUCACUUGUUCUUGCUUUUAUCCUCUCUGCUGUUGCAUUUUAACUCCAUAACCCUGUACCGCCACCUAGUGGAGAUAAUAAAGACUCUGAAUGCGAA
Molecule: messenger RNA, 3769 nt
Organism: Epinephelus lanceolatus (giant grouper)
Lineage: Eukaryota; Metazoa; Chordata; Actinopteri; Perciformes; Serranidae
Source: RefSeq, a predicted model, not a curated record